AUGCGUUUCUCAACUUAUCUUUCUGCAUUGGCAAUCGCAGCUGGUCUAGUAUCCGCAGCUCACCAUUCGGGAAGAAGCUUGAAGCAUGUAGGCAAGGCCGACAAGCCGCGGAAUCAUGUUAAAAGAUCACAACCUCAAGGCCAGCAACAGACCCGCAGAGACACUUCUCGAUACCUCACCAAUUCCAGUUCGAAAUACGUCGUUAAUGGAACUGGGAUUCCCGAGGUGGACUUCGACAUUGGAGAAAGUUAUGCUGGUUUAAUGCCAAUUUCAAAGAAGAAGAAUGAGACCAGAGAACUAUAUUUCUGGUUCUUCCCUUCUGAAAAUGUCGAUGCCUCAGAUGAGAUCUUGAUCUGGCUCAAUGGCGGCCCAGGUUGCUCAUCCCUCGAAGGUCUUCUCCAAGAAAACGGCCCCUUCAUUUGGCAAUACGGAACGCUCAAGCCUGUGUCUAACCCAUAUACUUGGGUAAACCUUACCAACGUUGUCUGGGUUGAACAGCCAGUUGGUACUGGGUUUUCGCAAGGUACUCCUUCUGCUACCAGUGAAAAGGAUGUUGCAGAGCAGUUCCUUGGGUUCUGGAAGAAUUUCGUGGACACCUUCGAACUGAAAGGACGUAAAGUUUUCAUUACUGGGGAGAGUUAUGCCGGUUACUAUGUUCCUUAUAUCGCAGAUGCUAUGCUGAAUAAGAACGACACCAAGUAUUUCAACGUCGAAGCUACUAUGAUAUAUGACCCUUCAACCUCAUCUGACGUUAUUCAAGAGCAGAUCCCAGCCGUCCAGUUUGUCGAUUACUGGGGAGGCUUGUUCCCAUUCAACGACACAUUUAAUGCUCAAAUCCAUAACAUGUCAGCCUCCUGCGGUUACGACGAUUACAUCAGCAAAUACUUGACCUUCCCUCCUCCUGGGCCUUUGCCAGCUAAGCUUCCAGGCACUGAUGAGAAUGGAGAUACCACCGACGAAUGCGAUGUUUUCGAUGCCAUCUACAACGAGAUCUUCUACGUGAACCCCUGCUGGGAUAUCUAUCAAGUUGCUACAACUUGCCCCGAGCUAUGGGAUGUCAUGGGCUUUCCCGGGUCCUUCAGCUAUCUCCCAGCCGGAGCAGAAAUCUACUUCAACAGAACCGAUGUGCAGAAAGCCAUCAACGCGCCUCUGAUCGAGUGGGACGAGUGCACGAACACAGAAGUGUUUGUAGGUGGUCAAGACAACAGCCCCCCAUCCGGUCUGAGCGUCCUCCCUGGAGUUAUCGAACGAAGCAAGCGUACUAUUAUCGGACACGGUGCUCUCGACAUGGUGCUCAUCUCAAACGGCACCCUUCUCAUGAUCAACAACAUGACGUGGAACGGUGCUCAGGGCUUUCAAAGCAAGCCUUCUGAUCCGUUCUACGUGCCCUAUCAUUCCGAGGGCUACUCGCCGGAUUUCGGAGAGAGUGAUCCCGCGCUCUCAGUCGUCGCCGCGUCCGGCGUUUUUGGAACCACGCAUACAGAGAGAGGUUUGACUUGGGUCAGCGUUGAUCUUUCCGGUCAUAUGGUCCCACAAUACGCACCCACAGCCUCCUACAGACACCUCGAGUUCCUCCUCGGGCGAAUCGACUCCCUCUCCAGCACCGUCCCCUUCACCACCGAUAAUACGCCUCAACCAGACGGACCGCUUGGAUUUGGCACCGGUCCACCUACGAGGAGGACAAAGAUGUGA
This is a messenger RNA of Lachnellula hyalina, 1692 nucleotides long. RefSeq names its product putative serine carboxypeptidase. The coding region runs from base 1 to 1692 and encodes 563 amino acids. The transcript has 6 exons. Gene Ontology annotation, biological process: proteolysis. Gene Ontology annotation, molecular function: serine-type carboxypeptidase activity. The record is from RefSeq and is a predicted model, not a curated record. NCBI's taxonomy places the organism in Eukaryota, Fungi, Ascomycota, Leotiomycetes, Helotiales, Lachnaceae.